AUGGUCUUCUCUCACCUUCUCCUCAGGCGCCUAAAAUGCCACCCAAUUGCAAUACCUCACCGCUUCCUCCUCUACAAAAUUCCCAAAAAACCCUUAUCUUCCCUCUCCAGUUCGGAUUCCGCACAAUCCAAUCCCGCCCCCGUCACCGCGCAACCCACCUCCUUGUCAGCUCGGAUGAGCUUCGUCUUCGAACAAAUUGACGCCAUCGAUAAACAACGGGCCGAAAAGGACCAAACUUUGCAGCGCAUCCGCGCUUGGCGCGAAUCAAAGAAGCAAAACCCCACUGAGCCAAACCGGGAUUCAUCCAAGGCUGACUCAGAAGUGGAACUUCAGUCUGGAUUUGUACAAGAGAUUAAGGAUGAGAAUAGUAGUGAAGGGUUGUCAGCGAAUGUGAAACGGGAGGUGGAGUUGGUGCACCCGUGGCCGGAGUGGAUAGAACUUCUGGAGAGGCUGGUGCAGCAGAAUUAUUUUGAUCACAGGAGGAAAGAUGAGGAUGGUAUGAUGGAAAAGUUAGGCUUCGAUGUAUCUGAAGCUGCUGAGGACAAAGUAGCUGAUUUUACCCGGGAUUUUAAGAGUGUACAGACUGCUGUCCUCAAUUUCGGCAAAGACCGCUUCGAUAUCUUGAGGUCAUUGUCAAGACAGGAUAUCCAAAUAUUGGUUGGUUAUGGAUGCCCUAGUACAGACAAAAGGGUGGUUUUUUCUGCAAAAUUGUUGAGGAAGCAUGUGCAUUUAGAUGAAGGAGAUGUCUGCAGUUCCUGCAGUUUGAGGAGUUCUUGUGAUAAAGCAUAUCUUCUCACAAAUAAAGAGGAUGAACCAAGGACUAUUGAUGUCAUGCGAGUCCUACUGACAUAUGGUUUUGAUCCAGUGAAUGGAUCAGUCAAUAAUAUGUCCCUUUUGAAAAUGAAAUCUGUGAAGACUGUUGUCCGUAAGUUGAUCCAUGAGGUAGUCAAGUUAGGUUCAGUUCCCAUAGAUCCAAAUCUUCCUCCGCCUGUUAUUAAGAAGCCUCCGCCGAAGGUGAAGCAACCACCUCCCCCUCCAAAGAAGCGAGUCGGACGUGAUGACAUUGAAAUGAAAAAGGGCGAUUGGCUUUGUCCGAAGUGCGACUUUAUGAACUUUGCGAAAAAUACUGUCUGCCUGCAAUGUGAUGCCAAGCGCCCUAAAAGGCAGUUGCUUCCAGGGGAAUGGGAGUGCCCCCAGUGCAAUUUCUUGAACUAUAGGAGAAACACAGUAUGUUUUCAUUGUGAGCACAAUCGCCCAGCUGAUACAUAUACAGAGCCCCAAUUUCCCGAAAAGCGAAAUGGUAGCAGGUUCAGGACGGAAAAGAUCUCUAGCAGGGAAGAGGUUUCUAAUGCAUGGAAUUUUGAUUUUGAUGACAAUGAAUCGGAUGGAGCAGAUGUAGCUUCAUUUGAGUAUGCUGAUUCUAAGAAACCGGGUGAUGAUUUUCCGUUAAGUCGGCAAGCCAUUGGCGAAAUUUCUAAAGGAAAUGAAGAUGGUUUCUACAAAAGCAGCAGGCCUCCAAGGAUGGAUGAACCAGAGUAUUCCAAUAAGCCUAGAACAGGAUUCAACGAUUUUGAUGAUGAAGAUGAUGUUGACAAUUACGAGUUAGAUACUCGAAAUGACGCGUUGAAGACUUCUCGAAUAGAUUUCUCCGAACUUGAAUCGGACUCUGAAUCUGAAGAUAUAGAAAGCAAUGACAGGAAUAGGAAUGCUCAUGGUAGAACUAGUUCUCGAAUGCACAGUAAGAAACCAUCACAUCACAAAGGGUCAUUGUCUGGCUCUGAGGAUGCUGAAGUAGACUUUGAUUCGGAUGAUGACCUUCCAGUUCAUCCGAAUUGGAAAUCAACCCAUGUUGCUAAUUUUAAACAAAGAACUAGAGACAGACGUGCCCUAAGUUUUGGUUCAGACGAUGACCUUGGGUACAGCUCAGGCGGGGAUAAAACUUUUAAAUCCAGGCAAAAUGAAGGAAAAAACUGGGGUUCUAACAGAAUUGCAUUUGAAAGACGAGGAAGAUCUAAUAUUGGAGCUGAACCUUUUUCUGACUCAGAAUCUGAUGAUGACCUAGGUUAUCGUGGAGAUGAACGAAGAGGUAAAAAAGCAGGCCUGAAUCGCCAAGGAAAAUCUUUAACUGGCCGGAGUAUGAUGGGGUAUCGGAAAAACUCUCCGAGGGAUGAUGUUAACAGAUCUUCCCAAGGUCCUCGUUAUGAUAGAGGUACUCGAGAGAAUGGUUACGAGCAUGGAAUGAAUGCUAGAGAUAGUGGCUCGGCGAAGUUCCGAAGCCUGAGACGAGGUGGAUCAUUUAAUAAGCAAGGAGGAAAAUCUGAUAAUUUUGGUAAUCGAUCAGACAGUUAUCUGGACGACGAGAGAUACCGGAGACCAAGGGUAAAUGUACGAUGA
Messenger RNA from Fraxinus pennsylvanica, 2394 nucleotides. NCBI's taxonomy places the organism in Eukaryota, Viridiplantae, Streptophyta, Magnoliopsida, Lamiales, Oleaceae. The record is from the annotation of a GenBank genome assembly.